GCUCCCUCCUUCACAUCUGUCAACAUACCUGACUGCGAGGAAGUCCCAGCUGGUGACCGCUGUCCGCAGGGGCCAGGGAAAGCAGGAAAGCAAAUGGAGGGGAACACCUUGAUUUGGUGCUUGAGGAAAAGUGAAAGCCUGUGCUGAUGCUUCUUACCAACGUCCCAAACUCUUGAGCGAGGAUUGGAACAGUCGUGGGCCACCACUGCGGAGUCAAGACGGAAUCUGAGAGGAGAAUCCAGAUUCUAAAACAGCAGUCAAGGUCGGCAUUGAUCCCAGUUUCUCUUCUGAGAUUCAGCAGAAGUUCCUGAUGGAGGAAGACAAUACCCAGAGAGAGGAGCCUGAGCAGGAGGGAGCUGACAAAGUGGCUACUGAUUCCGACAAGAUCAUGGCGGAGCACAGCCACAAGCAGAAGCCGCUCGAUUUACAGAAUGGUAGCUUAGAGGCCAGCUUUGUGGCAAAUUCCCUCGAGGACAAUUCCCCAAACAUGAUGGAGAGCCUGAGCCCGAAGAAAUAUUCCUCCAGCCUAAGGUUUAAAGCCAAUGGAGACUAUUCGGGCUCUUACUUAACCCUCUCACAACCUGUGGCUGCUAAGAGAAGCCCUUCCCCUCUGGGAUCCAAUGUCAGGAGCAGCCCCUCACUAGCCAAAAUCCAGGGAAGCAGGCAGUUCUCCUGUGAUGGAACUGACAAAAGUAUUUCCGUGAAACCGCCCACCCCUCUCCUCAGCACUUCCCCCUCCCUCAGUGGGUACCCACUUGGGAGAGCGGACUUUGAUCAUUAUACUGGCCGGGACAGCGAAAGGUCCUUGAGGCUGGCAGAGAAGCCUCCCUAUUCCAAAUACAGCUUAAGGAAUAAAUCCCAUGACAAUGUCUACUUUCUCGGGGGGCUGGAAGGCCGAAAGGUGUCCGGCUCACUCCUGACCAUGUGGAAUGGAAGUUCCCUGAGCGACACUGGCCCCUCUCCCAUCAGCAGAUCGGGGGCAGCAAGCAUGCCUUCAAGCCCAAAGCAAGCCAGGAAAAUGAGCAUCCAGGACAACCUGACCCUUCAGCCCAAGCUGAGCCGACACAAGGAGCCGGCGUCUGAAAACAUCGGUUUAAGAACCAGGAAGUAUUCGGGCAGCAGCCUGAGUCACAUGGGAGCCUAUAGCCGCUCUCUCCCCAGGUUACACAGGGCCACCGACAACCAGCUGACGCCUCUCAGUUUGCCUCCCAGAAACUCUCUGGGCAAUUCCAAACGAACAAAACUGGGGGAAAAGGAUCUACCUCAUAGCAUCAUAGACAACGACAAUUACCUGAAUUUUUCUUCUUUGAGCUCAGGGGCUUUACCCUAUAAACCCUCCGCAUCGGAGGGGCAUCCUUAUGUCAGUUCCACCCUCAGCGUCCCUGCCAGUCCUCGAGUGGCUCGGAAGAUGCUUCUGGCCUCCACCUCCUCCUGCACCUCUGAUGACCUUGACAGGGCUCCCUACUCCGGGUCCGGCCCGGGGCACUCGUUUCCUCCCGGGGACACGUUCGCCGCCAGGAGGAACUUCUGUGGGUCUGUCGAGUUUGAUGACGCCGACCUGGAGAGCCUCCGACAGGCCUCAGGAACUCCCCAGCCCAUCCUCCGGGAGAGGAAAAGCAGCAUCAGCUCCAUUUCCGGCCGCGAUGACCUGAUGGACUAUCACCGGCGGCAGAGGGAGGAGAGACUCAGGGAGCAGGAGAUGGAGCGACUGGAGAGACAGCGCCUGGAGACGAUCCUCAGUCUCUGUGCUGAAUACACGAAGCCUGACAGUCACUUGUCCACCGGCACCACUGUAGCCGACGUGCAGAAGAUCAACAAGGAGCUUGAGAAGCUGCAGCUGUCUGACGAGGAGUCUGUGUUUGAGGAAGCCGUGGUGAGCCCUGACGCCAGGUACAGGUGCCACCCGAAAGGCUCUCUCCACGAUGCCGACUCGGCGGUCUUCGGGAGCGUUGGGCAGAGUGGUGCCGGCUUCCUUUCCCCCAGGAGCAUCAGGAAUGAUGAGCUGCUCAGGGACCUCACGCCUGCCUUCCUGAAAACAUCCAGCGAGUCUGCUUAUCUUAGUAUCCUACCCAAGACCCCUGAGGGUAUAAACGAAGAACAAAGGAUUCAGGAGUUGGCUGCAAUGGAAGAGACCCGGAUAGCAAUAAUGAAUAACCUCGAGGAACUUGAACAAAAAAUCAAAGAUAUCAAUGACCAGAUGGAUGAAUCUUCCAGAGAGUUGGAUAUGGAAUGUGCUCUUUUGGAUGGAGAACAGAAAUCCGAAACAACUGAACUCAUGAAAGAGAAGGAAAUUUUGGAUCAUCUAAAUCGGAAAAUAGCAGAACUGGAAAAGAACAUCGUUGGUGAAAAGACCAAGGAGAAGGUAAAGCUUGAUGCUGAAAGGGAAAAACUAGAGAGGCUUCAGGAGCUUUACUCCGAGCAGAAGACCCAGCUGGACAAUUGUCCUGAGUCCAUGAGGGAACAAUUACAACAACAACUGAAGAGGGAUGCCGACCUGUUGGACGUGGAGAGCAAACACUUUGAAGACCUGGAAUUCCAGCAGCUUGAGCGUGAGAGCCGUCUGGAUGAGGAGAAGGAGAACCUGACCCAACAGCUCCUACGUGAAGUAGCUGAGUAUCAGCGGAACAUCGUGACUCGAAAGGAAAAAAUUUCUGCAUUGAAAAAGCAAGCCAAUCACAUUGUCCAGCAGGCUCAGAGAGAACAAGAUCAUUUUGUGAAAGAAAAGAAUAAUUUAAUAAUGAUGUUACAGAGAGAAAAGGAAAAUCUUUGUAAUUUGGAAAAGAAAUACUCCAGCCUCUCUGGGGGGAAAGGGUUUCCUGUCAACCCCAGUACUCUGAAAGAGGGCUAUAUCAGUGUAAAUGAAAUUAAUGAGCCAUGUGUCAAUUCCACGAAUCUGUCCCCUUCCACUCAGUUCCCCGCUGACGCUGACGCUGUUGCCACUGGGCCUACCACAGCUGUGCUGGUGAGCCAGCCACAAAAUAAAGAGCAUUUUAGAAGUCUGGAAGAAAGGAAAAAACAGCAUAAAGAAGGCCUCUAUCUGAGUGACACUUUGCCUCGAAAGAAAACCACACCUUCCAUAUCCCCACAUUUCAGCAGUGCUACUAUGGGGAGAAGCACCGCCCCAAAGGCUCACCUGCCCCUGGGACAGAGCAACAGCUGUGGCAGCGUCCUCCCUCACUCGCUGGCAACCAUGACCAAAGACUCAGACUCUCGGAGGACGCUCAGAGGAAGAAUGAAUUUCUCAGCAGGAGCGAUUAGUAAUUCCAAAAAUUCAAGUAUCAAAGGGUAUAAUCACCAACAGAUGAGUGAAGGACAAAGGCAGAAAUCUUCUGACUUUUACAACCGCACAGCCUCUGAAUCAAAUGUCUACUUGAACAGUUUCCACUACCCCGACCACAGUUACAAGGACCAGGCCUUUGACACGCUGAGCCUAGACAGCUCCGACAGCAUGGAAACCAGCAUCUCUGCCUGCUCACCUGACAAUAUCUCUAGUGCCAGCACGUCAAAUAUUGCCAGGAUAGAAGAAAUGGAGAGACUUUUGAAGCAGGCUCACGCAGAGAAGACCCGGCUGCUUGAGUCCAGGGAACGGGAAAUGGAAGCCAAGAAACGAGCUCUGGAAGAAGAAAAACGACGCCGAGAACUUCUGGAAAAGCGAUUGCAGGAAGAAACUAGCCAGCGGCAGAAGUUAAUUGAAAAGGAAGUAAAAAUAAGGGAGAAACAGAGGGCACAGGCUCGACCUCUGACGCGCUAUCUGCCUGUCCGGAAAGAAGACUUUGAUUUGCGAAGCCACGUAGAGACUGCUGGCCACAAUAUCGAUACCUGUUAUCAUGUGUCAAUCACAGAGAAGACCUGCCGAGGAUUCCUUAUCAAAAUGGGUGGAAAAAUUAAAACUUGGAAAAAACGAUGGUUUGUUUUUGAUCGGAACAAGCGCACUUUCUCUUAUUAUGCAGACAAGCAUGAAACUAAAUUAAAAGGAGUGAUAUACUUCCAAGCCAUUGAAGAAGUGUAUUAUGAUCACCUCAAGAACGCUAAUAAGAGCCCCAACCCACUACUCACCUUCAGCGUCAAGACGCACGACAGAAUCUACUACAUGGUCGCGCCGUCGCCGGAAGCCAUGCGGAUCUGGAUGGAUGUGAUCGUCACCGGCGCGGAAGGAUACACGCACUUCCUGUUGUAGGGCCCGGGCGGCACCGCCCACGGCAGGGCAGACUGCAGUAAUCUACGAGAACGAAGCCAUGUUCCAUCCCAGAAGGCAGGACCCGGUGCACGCAUCCCUCUCGCUGUGUAUACUCAGAACUCCUUUUAUAUUAACAGGAAGUCAUUUAUAAAAGAGAAGAAAAGGGGUUUACAUCCAAAGCGGGAUGAUAAGUAGCAAAAGGAUUGAAGCACCUAUGAGAGAAAAAAAAAAAAAUACCACUAUUUUGAUAAAUAGCGUCACUUAUAGGAACGUUUCUUAUAAACUCUUCUUGCCAAUUGUUUACUUUGGUGAAAUAAAUGGAACGGUUUACAAAAUGUGUGUACCUAGAAAUACGAAAUUAUUGUAGCACCCCAGUUACUGCUAGUGACAUUAUUGCUUAUCAACCGUUUUUUUAAAAAGCAUUUUGCUGGAGGUUAUUUUAUAAAUAGAAGCAAAUAAGGGUUUGGAAGGGAAUAUAUUUUUAGGAGGAGUUUUGCCCUAAUUAUUAAGUACUGCACCUAAACCAAAGACUUGAUAUGACUUCUCUUUAAUAGUGGUAGUUCCAGGUGAUGAAUCGCAUUUAGUGUUACUCUUCAUUUUCAAAUGGUACUUUGAUGCCAUCAACUGUCUAGAAAGUUGACUCUGAAGAGUUACCACUGGUAUAAGCUAUUGUACAUAUAGAGCAAGUCACUUUUUGUAAAAGAAGAAAAAACAAAAAGCUGUGUGUUUUAGACGGAAGCCGCCUUAUUAAACAGACAUUCUGUCACUUUGAGCAAUUUAAGAUAAGGAGACUAUUUCAUGGUUUGCUGAAAAUUUCUCCAUCCCCAGUGCUGAGAAUAAAGGUAGCCAGCAGCUGAUUUCCUUUAGAUUGCCUGUUUCCUCUUUUUUGUGGAACACAGCUGUUGAUUGCAGCCUCACGUGAUAUAACCAUGAAUCAGACCUCUGUUUUCACCAAAGAACAGACCAAUUAAAAUACUUAUUUACUGAAGUAGCAUAGUUCUAUAAAAAGAAAAAUGAACUUCAACUUAAUGUUCUUUGUAAUGUACUAUUUCAUUAUGUAUUUCUUUACAUUUAGCCUUUGUUUUUUAGAGUUAAAUUAAUUUUUGUUGGAUGAAAUGACUUCAGGCAAGUCUAUUUUAUAACAUUUUUUCAAAUGACUUUAUCCUGGUUUAUCAUGUUGUAUGUAUUGCAAGUAUGAACGUACUGUUUCCAAAAAAUUGGCAAAUGAGCAGAAGUAGAAAAUGGUGGCUUUGCUUACUAGUACAGGUAAAAUAAUUAGAUUGAAAGUGUCCAUAAAAUCUUUGUCAGGCCUGAUGGGGUACAAUUCUUAAAACUUUGCAGUUUGCAUACAUGUUGCCAAUAAUAAGAUUUUGCAACUGGAUGACACAUGAUUUUACUUGAACAGUGGAGGACAAGGUCAUGAUUGCAAAAGACAUUUUUAUAAUGUGUUUUUUUCAGAGAAUCUCCCCAAACCCCAUAAUGAUUAAAAGAGUGAAAUGCAAUUGUUAACAUUUUGUUGGUCAAUGUAAAGAUAUAACUUGUCUGUACUGUACUUUAGGAUUAUAAAGAUGUUCGAAUCAGCAUUAUAUCUUGCAUGAUGUAGUAAACCUUUUAAAACGUGUGUUAAAAUAUGUUGAGUAUGGAUUAAAAUGUUGACCAGAUUCCACAUUUGAAAAUAAACUCAUCUCUCAUGAGGCA
This is a messenger RNA of Neogale vison (American mink), 5875 nucleotides long. It is a transcript of the gene PHLDB2, whose product is annotated as pleckstrin homology like domain family B member 2. Gene Ontology annotation, cellular component: basal cortex. Gene Ontology annotation, biological process: regulation of microtubule cytoskeleton organization. Lineage: Eukaryota; Metazoa; Chordata; Mammalia; Carnivora; Mustelidae. The record is from RefSeq and is a predicted model, not a curated record. The transcript has 21 exons. Bases 311 to 4177 code for a protein of 1288 amino acids.